Molecule: messenger RNA, 972 nt
Organism: Scutellospora calospora
Lineage: Eukaryota; Fungi; Glomeromycota; Glomeromycetes; Diversisporales; Gigasporaceae
Source: the annotation of a GenBank genome assembly
AUGCUGUGUCUUUAUAUAUGGGGUUCACAUUGGGGGCUUCCAUCUAUUGAUCCUGCAUGUUUGUCUGUUAUUUCAUACUUACAGCUUGUUUCCGAAGAUUGGAAUGUUAUUGAAUGCUGUAAUCCAAAUGUCUCACCAACAGGAGAGCUUCCAGUAUUAAGAGAUGGACUGAAUUGGAUCGCAGGUGUUCAUAAUAUAAUAAAUCAUCUUAAGAAAAAUGGUUUAAACGUGGAUGAGAAUUUAACGAACAAACAAAAAGCUGAUAGUUUGGCAUUCACUUCUUAUAUUGAGGAGUGCGCCUACGAUGUACUCCUAUUUACAUGGUAUGUUGAUUCCAAAAAUUUCGUAGAAGUCAUCCGCCCGCUUUACGCUGGAUUACUUUCAUUCCCAAUGCAAUAUUUUAUACCAACGCAACUACGUGACUUCGCCAAAGAAAGGCUGACAAGGCAUGGUAUUGAAAGUGUUGGUGAUACAGGGUUUCUCAUGGAUAAGAGUACAAAGUUGAAUAAAAUUGUUCAUGAAUCGUAUGAUGUGUUACAGAAAAAACUAGGAGACAAUGAAUUUUUUUUUAGAGAUCAGCCAUCUUCUUUAGACGUUAUGGCAUAUGGUUAUUUAGCUCUUCAUAAGUAUUCGGAACUUUCCAAUCCGGAUUUGGCCACUAUAUUCAAUACUGAAUAUCCACGACUUGCCCGAUUCUGUGAACGAAUGAAAAAUUAUCUUUCUUCUCGGCCAAUCAGUAAAUUGCCUGCUACCGAUCUCCCAUCUUUCUUUUCUGGUUUGUUUAGUUCUCCUCAUACAUGGUUUAAUAGAAAUGUUUGGAAAACUUAUAACGUUGAGGGAAUAAAGAAAGAAAAGUCCGAAGCUCAAAUCAAAUUUGAGAGAAAGAGAAAUUUAUCAAUAUUUGGAGCAAUUGGUUUCGUGGAAAAGGAAAUCGUUGAUGAAGUGGACUACGAGGAGGAUAGCGAAAACUAG